This is a messenger RNA of Schistocerca piceifrons (Central American locust), 4877 nucleotides long. It is a transcript of the gene Pfk, whose product is annotated as ATP-dependent 6-phosphofructokinase. Bases 123 to 2519 code for a protein of 798 amino acids. The record is from RefSeq and is a predicted model, not a curated record. Gene Ontology annotation, cellular component: 6-phosphofructokinase complex; cytoplasm. Gene Ontology annotation, biological process: canonical glycolysis; fructose 6-phosphate metabolic process; fructose 1,6-bisphosphate metabolic process. Gene Ontology annotation, molecular function: ATP binding; 6-phosphofructokinase activity; AMP binding. Lineage: Eukaryota; Metazoa; Arthropoda; Insecta; Orthoptera; Acrididae. The transcript is spliced from 19 exons.
CACUUCUUCCGCGGUGCCGUUGAAUAUGUGUGGUCGUUGGAUGUCGCGGGGGUAAGUGAAGGUGACCUUGGCGGGGUUUGGAAGUCGUCUGUUGUGUAGUGUCAACAAAUUAAGUUUCAAACAUGGCAGAUCAAGAUCCAGAUACGAGUCAAAGACGUUUCAUAGAGAGAGGUUCACACAAAGGCAAAGGCAUUGCAGUUCUUACCAGUGGAGGAGACUCUCAGGGAAUGAAUGCUGCUGUUCGUGCUGUUGUAAGAUUUGGUAUAUAUUUGGGUUGCAAAGUAUUCUUCAUCAGGGAAGGUUACCAAGGAAUGGUUGAUGGUGGAGAUCACAUAGAAGAGGCUGGAUGGUCUAGUGUUUCCUCUAUCAUUCAUAAGGGAGGAACUGUAAUUGGUUCCGCAAGGUGUAAGGACUUUAGAGAACGUGAAGGCCGCUUAAAGGCUGCAAAAAACCUUGUGACCAGAGGGAUUACAAAUCUUGUUGUGAUUGGUGGAGAUGGUUCACUCACAGGGGCAAAUCUCUUCCGACAAGAAUGGCCCUCUCUUCUUGAUGAACUACUGCAAAAGGGCGAAAUCACAAAAGAAAGCAGAGAAAAGUACACAUAUCUUCAUAUUGCUGGUUUGGUGGGUUCCAUAGACAAUGAUUUCUGUGGUACUGACAUGACCAUUGGUACGGAUUCUGCCCUUCAUCGAAUUAUUGAGGCUGUUGAUGCCAUAGUCUCAACAGCUUUCUCACAUCAGCGCACAUUUAUUAUGGAGGUCAUGGGACGGCAUUGUGGAUAUUUGGCGCUGGUGACUGCCCUGACAAGUGAAGCUGAUUUUGUGUUUAUUCCUGAAUGGCCACCAGAGCAUGAUUGGCCAACUAAACUCUGCAAGAAGUUAGCACAGGAGCGGCUUGCUGGCCAACGGUUAAACAUCAUUAUUGUUGCGGAAGGAGCUAUAGACCGUGAUGGACAACCGAUUACUUCAGAGAAAGUGAAACAGGUUGUUGUAGAAAACUUGCAGCAAGACACCCGUAUAACUGUACUUGGACAUGUGCAGCGAGGUGGCAAUCCAUCUGCAUUUGACCGAGUAUUGGGCUGCCGUAUGGGAGCUGAGGCAGUUCUGGCUUUGAUGGAAGCAACACCAGGUUCCGAAGGAGUUCUUAUCUCUCUAGCUGGUAAUCAGGCUGUUCGGUUGCCAUUAAUGGAAUGUGUAGAAAGGACAAAAGCUGUUGCAAAAGCUAUGGCUGACAAACAAUGGGAUAAAGCAGUUCAGCUUAGAGGCAGGAGUUUUGAAAGAAAUCUGUACAUCUACAAAAUGCUGACAAGACUAAAACCUCCUACUCCAGUUGGUGAUGCUGUACAGCAAGAUUCUGUUCUCGGCAUGGAAUCCUUCACUUUGGCAGUUAUGCACAUUGGAGCACCAGCUUGUGGAAUGAAUGCUGCUGUGAGAUCAUUUGUCAGAAAUUGCCUUUACCGCGGUGUGACAGUUCUUGGAAUUCAUGAUGGUAUUGAAGGUCUAGUGGCUGGUAAUAUUAGUAAAAUGGCAUGGUCAGAUGUGACUGGUUGGGUUUCUUUGGGUGGUGCCAUGCUGGGGACAAAACGUACUCUGCCUGGAAAUAGAAUAAAACAAAUUGCAGCUCGCUUCAAGGAAUUCAACAUCCAAGGCCUUCUCAUUAUUGGCGGUUUUGAGGCUUACCAAGGUGCGCUGCAACUUGCAGAGAGCAGGCCAACACAACCAGAGUUCUGCAUACCAAUUGCUGUUAUUCCUUCAACAAUAAGUAAUAAUGUUCCAGGCACAGAAUUUUCCUUGGGUUGUGAUACAGCACUUAAUGAAAUUACAGAGAUUUGUGAUAGAAUCCGGCAGUCUGCCCAGGGCACAAAGAGAAGAGUGUUUGUCAUAGAAACUAUGGGAGGCUACUGUGGAUACCUCGCUACACUAGCAGCUCUCGCUGGAGGCGCUGAUGCGGCAUACAUAUUCGAAGAGAAAUUUUCGAUAAAAGAUCUACAGCAAGAUGUGUACCACAUGGCAUCCAAAAUGGCUGAAGGUGUCCAAAGAGGCCUUAUUCUUAGAAAUGAAAAAUGCAAUGAAAACUACACAACAGAUUUCAUUUAUCGUUUGUACUCUGAAGAAGGAAAGGGGCUUUUUAGUGCUCGAAUGAAUGUAUUAGGUCACAUGCAACAAGGAGGAUAUCCAACCCCGUUCGACCGUAAUAUGGGGACAAAGAUGGGAGCAAAAACGGUUGAAUGGAUGUUCCAGAAACUAAAAGAAUCUUCCAAAGGUGAUGGCACUGUAUAUACUGCAACACCAGAUUCUGCUACACUGCUUGGAGUAUUGAGAAGACAGUAUACAUUCAGUCCACUGGAAGAACUAAAGAAAGGCACAAAUUUUGAUUACCGUAUACCAAAGAAUCAGUGGUGGCUAAAAUUACGUCCUCUGUUAAGAAUUUUGUCAAAACAUGAGAGUGCAUAUGAAGAAGAAGGCUUGUACAUGACCAUAGAACAAGCCGAAGAAGAUGACAAAACAGUAGCAAAAUAGGACAGAUGCGUUUGCCCUCUUUGCUUCUGUUAUACUGCCGUUGUGUGUUGUAAGGAAUGUUAGAAACUAGGCUUUGACAAAGUGUGCAGUUGCUAACUGGAGAACUAAUAACUGUGUUCUUUCGUUUUCAGUUUCUAGAACCACAAAAAUUGUGUUACAGACGAAACAAUGUGAUUGAAACAUAUUUUGGGGGAAUACACUUUUUAUGUUAAGAAUUUCUAAUGUAGAAUGAUCUGGGAUGGUAACCAGUAUGUGCAAAGACAUACAUUUUUUUUUUUCUUUAUUUGUCCUGCUGCUUUAUUGUAUUUUUAACAAUUGAUUUGUUUCUGGUACAUUGAUUUCACAUAGAUCUGUAAUUAUAAUUGCCUUUUGUAACAUACCAAAAAACAUAAUAUAGAAGGCUUGUUCAUCUAUAGCACAAGUUAUACUACACAAUGUGAAAGAUAAUACUGUGUUUUUUUUUCUUGCCAAACAGUUGAGUGCUAUUUUAGAAGUUACAAGUUCUUAUAUUGUGUUGAUAUUGUAAUUAAUUUCUCCAGUGUCGUCGUAUACUAAAAAACCAAAAAUGUAGCCUUUAUAGAGUCCUUUAUAUCUAAAAUUGUUAUUUUAAUCUUGAAAAGAAUUUUAUGAUGAAGGUGUGGUGUUGUAUAGACAAUUAUUUUUUUAAAGUACUUGUGUUAUCCUCUGGUAGGAAUGCACUACUCUCAGUUGUUGACUGUUAUUUAUUUUAUAUAUUGUUGAUUACUUAUUUAUACUCUUUUAACUGAUGUAGUGAAUGCAUUCCACCUAUACUUCUCCCCACUUUUCCUUUUUUUUGUUUCUACUUCACGUAACUGUCAAAAAUACUCUUCAUAGUGUGGGAAAAUGGCAGUGUUAAUUUUCUGAAGCUUGCACACGCAAUGUAAAUUAUCUUUUGUCAGAUUAAUUUUUAUAACUUGAUAUUUCCUUCAGAUGCCUUCGAGAUGCUGCAUUUUCAUUCAGAUAAGCAUUUUUAACACCUCAUUCAUGAUUACAUUUUUCAUUGUCGUACACCAAAAUUUGUAUGACUCAAUAUUAGAACAUCUGAGGACACACUUUGAUACAGAUAGUUAAAGAUUAGUGUACAUGCCGUAUGCUGUGUAACAUCUUUUUAUUUAGGUUAUAUCAUUUGCAAUGGCUUUGACAUAAGCUGCAGUAAUUUUUCAGAAAUGCAAAUUCUGUGAUUUAAAUCUAUUGCAUGUUAGCUUUCAGUUAUGAUUUAAAUCUAUUACAUUUUAGUUUUCAGUUACUAAAGAUAAUGCCAAACAUUUUAUUUAAUGACUGUCAUGUUUUUCUUUUUUCUUUGUGUGGAUUCAGUAUUUAUCCGUGUUUAUUCAUGAGUGUUUUAUUGCGAUACUCAGCAUCCUGUGUAACACACUUACAUUAAAAUUGCCAAGCUGCGAGAGAGACAUGCUAAUGAAUGUGGACUGCAGCCGUAGUUAUAAUUUUGAUGAUUGCCUACUCUUAAGUAUCAGUUGUUACAGAUAGUAUGGGAAAAAAGAGGGUGAAAAAGAAAGAUUUUUUUCAUAUUAAGCAACAGUAUUACCUGUAUUAGAUUGUAUUGUCUUAAAUGUGAUAGUAACUUAUUUAUCAAUGUCACCACUGAGAAGAUCACUUUUAAUGUCGAAACUGAGCAGUGCUCUGAAACUGUGCUGUGUUCUGAACAUAAAUUGUCCAUAAUAGACAAAUAAAUAAUGCCAAAACAAAUAUAAGGGCUAUGUUCCUCAAACUCAUUAACUCAAGUUGAAAUUUACAGAUGUAUCUUUCAUGUGUGUGUUCAUGUUAUAGACUGUUACUCAUGUGCCUUGGUUAAAGUAUUUUUAUGACUGUAAUAUUUAUUUUAAUAAUUUUUACUGUAAAUAUUUAUUUGAAGAGUAGAAAAUGUGGACCCCCCAAGUUACGGUCUUUUGGAAAAAUUAGUGCAAAAGCUGCAGAACAUAAACAAAGCAUUGGUGUAAAAUCUAGGAAAGAAUAUGAUAUGUAAAUGAGAAUAUAUUGUUACUUACCAGAUAGCAGGGAUGUUGACCAGUGGAAAUGAGUGUAUAAAAGAAGAAAUUCUUCUGUCCAGUCAUCCCGCCCCCCCCCCCCCCCUCCCCUCCCUCUCACGCACGCGUUUGGUGUCGUGCCCACUGUAAGUUCCACGUGCCUCUAUGCGUGUUUUCCAUGUGGUGAGUGGCAAUCUAUCCUUAUUGGCAUAUCACAGAACAUUAUAUAACAAAUGUAUUCAUUAUAUUUGUUUCUUUUAAAAGCUGUAUCCAAAUACUUGCUGCCUGAACAAUAUGUGUUGCUUGAAACAAGCUCUGACUGUAAAAUAUACUGAUACACAAUUCUGAGUCUGCA